CGGGAAUCAAUCGAAUCCCGGGGGCAUCUUGCAAUAAGCUUGCAAAGAGAUGAUGUCGAAACCAACUUCAUUUGGCGACUGCAGGCGACACAAGCACAUGCUGCUUCCGCACCAUCAAAUUUUCCGCUGGCCGUGAAGAAGGUCUAUUUCUUUGUUUGUAUUGUAACAAACAGCAGGUAGCGUCCUCCCAAUCCGCGUCAACUGUACAGUGUACUUUUUAGUUAGCUAGCUAGCUGGUGCCACUAUUGCGGCUUUAGGAGCGACCAUGGAGCUUCGCGUGGGCAAGAAGUACCGCCUGGGGCGGAAAAUUGGAAGUGGGUCUUUUGGUGAUAUCUACUUGGGCACCAACAUGACCACUGGAGAGGAGGUUGCCAUCAAGCUGGAAUCGGUCAAGACGAAGCAUCCACAGCUUCUCUAUGAGAGCAAGAUUUAUCGGAUUCUUCACGGUGGAUUGGGAAUUCCCAAUGUGCGAUGGUACGGCAUUGAAGGUGACUACAAUGUCAUGGUGUUGGAUCUACUGGGUCCUUCGUUGGAGGAUCUCUUUAAUUACUGUGGUCGCAGAUUCCAGCUCAAGACGGUCUUGAUGCUGGCAGAUCAACUCCUCAGUCGACUGGAAUACGUCCACACCAAGUCAUUCAUCCACAGAGAUGUCAAACCGGACAAUUUCCUCAUUGGACUGGGCAAACGGCAAUCUGUCAUUCACAUUAUUGAUUUUGGAUUGGCCAAGAAAUACCGUGAUCCAAGAUCCCAUCAACACAUUCCCUACCGUGAGAAUAAAAACUUGACGGGAACGGCUCGAUACGCCUCCAUCAACACUCACAUUGGAAUUGAACAGAGUCGACGGGAUGAUCUAGAGUCACUGGGCUAUGUCCUCAUGUACUUUAUUCGAGGAUCCUUGCCGUGGCAGGGACUCAAAGCAAACACUAAGAAACAGAAAUACGAACGAAUCAUGGACCGCAAAAUGUCCACUUCGACCGAACAACUCUGUAAGGGUUAUGCUACAGAGUUUCGGUCCUACUUUGAAUAUUGCCGAUCACUCCGAUUUGAGGAUCGCCCCGAUUAUGCCUACCUCAAGAGACUCUUCAAGGAGCUCUUUUACCGCAAGGGAUUUCAGUAUGACAACAUGUUCGACUGGACUGUCCUCAACUUGCAGCAGGAGCGAUCUCGUCUUCCUCCCCAACAGACACCGGCGGCGGCAAAUCAACCGGGGGCCGAUGCCCCGAAUCUCAGAUCGUCCGAAAACCAGGACAAGACGCGACGAGAUGCCCAUCCUGCAGACACUGGAGUUCCUGCGGACGGCGGCGAUGCCCGCAAACCGGCACCCGAUCAAGCCCAAGGCGGAUCGCACAGGGAUCCCAGUCAGCGAAGUGGUUCCAGGGGCAAUGGAGGACAAGCUCCCAGUAGGAGUCAACCCAAUCAAUCCGCUCAUGGUUCACAGCCCGGUGGACCGAGGACUGGGCAGUAAUGCCACAAUUUGCGCAAGAUGAGGCUAGCAAGAUUUGGGAGUUAUGGUUGCGUCAAUCAAAAGCAAAGAGUCAGGGCAGGAUGUGCGCAAGGUUCCAGAAAAGAAUGCUGGUUGCUUUGGGCGUGUAGUCAGAGCAAUUUCAAAAAAGCAUUGGAGACGUACGUGAAUGAAUGAAUACUCCACAUUCUCACUCCUUGCAGCGAAAACGAGUCGAAGUGCAUUAAAAAAACGGCCCGUUCAAGAUGUUGAAAUCAAGUUCCAAUUUGUUUGUUGUAGUGUUGGCCUUCAUUAUUUCCUUUCAUACGCUUUCUACUUAUUAUAUGUUAUGGUUGAGGGGUUUGCUAUGGUUUUCCUUCCGAGUUGUCCGAUACCGAAUAAUGUAGAAUGAUUUAUAUUACCAACAUAGGCAGUCAGAUGUGCAUUGUCUGGAAGUCCUUUUUAAAAAGUACAACUGGUCCAGCCCAGGUCAACCUUUAAAUCGUACCAAACAAAAACAACCACGCUCUGGAUCUCUUCCCCUUGACUUCCUCCCUUGAUCCUCCCUGCUUUCCUCCCCUUCCCCCUCUCCUUCUUUGGUUUCGAUGUUGCCCUGUUCACUCGAUUGUUGGGCUCAAGUUCUUGCAUCCUGCCCUCCUCUCUCUGAACCCCAUCCUCACCAUAGUCCCCUCUAACCCAUACCGGUAGUAACUUCCCCGUUUAUAUAAUUACAAAAAUAAUGAUGCGCCGAU
Seminavis robusta is the source of this 2193-nucleotide messenger RNA. Lineage: Eukaryota; Bacillariophyta; Bacillariophyceae; Naviculales; Naviculaceae. The record is from the annotation of a GenBank genome assembly.